CGAUAACUUUCCAAUAAUCAUUGGGCUAGCCACUGCUUUAACCGGACUUUGUAGUUCGAAGUUCAAAUUCAAAAGAAGGCCGAUCAUCAUACAAUACAAGUCUCAAUUCCCAUAAAACGUUGUUCCAUUAGCCAUGGCGGCCACAACACUGCUUCAGGAGCUUCUUUUUUUCCAUCCACCUCAUAAAUACCCUAGAAUUCAACACUAUCAUUUAAAGUUCACCGAGAGAGCUCCGCCCAGCAAGAAAUUCACCCUUUGCCGCAGCAAAAUCGGCAAUUCCUCGCAUAAUCCGUGCCCGGCAGCAGAAGAUACCGCCGAAAGCCAUGGCAAAAUCACAAGACUGAUUCAAGGAUUUGACCCCGAUAUUCCAAUAGAAGAGGCGCGGACCCCACCAAGCUCUUGGUACACCGACCCUGAUUUUUACUCCGUUGAGCUUAACCGAGUUUUUUAUAGAGGAUGGCAAGCCAUCGGAUAUACCGAACAGAUUAAAGAACCACGUCAAUUCUUUACCGGCAGGCUAAUGAGUGACUGCAUCAGAUUGGGAUCUAUUGAGUACGUAGUUUGUCGGGAUGAGGAAGGCACAUUACAUGCUUUUCACAAUGUGUGUCGUCAUCAUGCAUCACUUGUGGCCUCCGGAACUGGGAAAGGAUCUUGUUUUGUCUGUCCUUACCAUGGUUGGACUUAUGGGUUGGAUGGAGCACUCAUGAAGGCAACAAGAAUAGAAGGGAUCAAGAACUUCAAAGUGAAUGAAAUGGGACUCGUCCCACUGAAAGUCGCCAUCUGGGGGCCAUUUGUACUGAUCAAUUUUGAAGAAGUUAGAACGAAUGAAUAUAUUGAUACAAAGGCCGUGGGCAAUGAAUGGCUAGGUAGUGCUGCAGGUGUACUGAGCUCUGGAGGGGUUGAUACAUCAUUAGAUUAUGUUUGCAGACGCAUAUAUACCCUCGAUUGCAAUUGGAAGGUCUUCUGUGACAAUUAUUUAGAUGGUGGUUAUCAUGUCCCUUAUGCACAUAAAGGGCUUGCAUCCGGUCUCCAACUUGAUUCAUACUCAAUAGAGAUGUACGAAAAUGUUAGCAUCCAAUGGUGUGCUGGCAAUAACAAGGAUCGGGAAGAAGAAUUCAACAGACUUGGAACAAAAGCUUUAUAUGCGUUUAUCUACCCAAACUUCAUGAUUAAUAGUUAUCCGGCAACAGAGUUCUAUCUGAAAAUGUUAAUUAGGUACGGACCAUGGAUGGACACGAACCUUGUACUACCACUGGGACCUCGGAAAUGCCAAGUGAUAUUCGAUUACUUUCUAGAUGCUUCCAUGAGGGACGACAGUGCUUUCAUCGAGAAGAGUUUAGAGGACAGCCAUAGAGUACAGGAAGAAGACAGUUUCUUAUGUAAAUCAGUACAACAAGGGCUUGAGUCUCCAGCAUAUGAUGUUGGGCGAUAUAGUCCAACUGUUGAGAUGGCUAUGCAUCAUUUUCAUUGCCUGCUGCACAAAAAUCUCACUUGUUAGGAUCAAGAAAUGAGCAAAAUGUUGUGUUGGUUAUAGUAACAAAUCUAGAAAAGUUGCUUAAAGUUUUGAUAAGUACCAAUCAGAUCACUUGUGCAAACACACCCGUGGAAAUGAAUUGAGGAAAUGACAGCAAGGGAAGUAAAUGGAUGACAUAAUGCACUUGUCAUUAUUUUCUUGGGAAGUUCUCUAAAUUAAGGAGCUCGUUUCUACACAUCCUCUCUAGAUGUAGGGAGCCAAAAUGGCUUCCCAUUAUUUUCUUUUGGCCUAUUGUAAUACAUCCUCUCUACUUACAUAUUCAUAUAUAUAUAUAAUUUAACACUGAGUGCUACCAAAAAUAAGGAGGCUGCUAAAGUAAAAGUGAAAUAAAGAGCUUGAAAUAUGGGGAGGUAAAGUUUAGGAAGACAAAUUUAGAGUUUAACAGAGAUGUUGGAGUUGGUCAUACUAUAGCUUUUUAAACGCAUGUUUGUUCACUGUUGCGCCCAUAUAUUUGUGGCUAAAGUACACAUUAUCUUAUUUAUCGUUUAUAAGUUUUACGGAUGUACAUGUGAAAUUUUUAGGAAUAAAAAG
Striga asiatica is the source of this 2065-nucleotide messenger RNA. The record is from the annotation of a GenBank genome assembly. Lineage: Eukaryota; Viridiplantae; Streptophyta; Magnoliopsida; Lamiales; Orobanchaceae.